AUGGCUCCUCCACUGAGCGAGUCCACCCCAAGCGAAGGAAGCAGCGCAAUCGAGAUCAUCCAACACGGCCACAAGGACCUCGUCCAAGCGAUCGCCUUCAACGCCUAUGGAGACAGAUGCGCGACCGGAGGUGUCGACGGCAAGAUCCGCGUGUUCAACAGGCAUAGAGAUGGUAUCUGGCGACUAUGCGACAACUGGGCGGCACAUGGAGGCGAGAUAUUAGAGCUCCAAUGGCUCCCACCCACCAUCUACCCGAACCUCCUUGCCUCCCUCGGUAUCGAAGGCAAAUUCAAGCUAUGGGCCGAAGACCCUUCUGCGGCGCCCGGAAAGCGAUUCAGCUCGCGCGCGGGUAACGGCAGGGCGAUUUCGGAGAUUCGAUCCGGUCGACAUCCCUUCCGAUCCUUCUCCGUCAAGCACGACGAAGUGUCGAGGUGUACCUACUUUGCGCUCCUCGCCGCCGAUGGACACCUGUCCGUAUACGAAAGCGAAGAGCCCGAGACCCUGACCGACUACACCAAGAUCGAUGACUUCCAGGCUUGCACCAAGCCGACCCGUGGGGACGAGACGUGCUUCAAGGUCCGCUUCGACCCGAAUCCCGAACCGUGUUAUACCGCUUUGAGGGCCGGCGUGCCGCAAGACGCCCUCAGUCUGGUGGUGUCUGGAAUUCAGGCUGUGAAGAUCUUCAGGACGCGGGAUACCGUCGCGAGUUCUUUCGGUGCAGCAACGCGGGCACGAGAGUUCUACCUGGCUAUCGAGAUCACCGCGCAUCAGCAUCUAGUGCGCGAUGUUGCCUGGGCGCCAGGCAACUACAGAGGGUACGACAUGAUUGCAACUGCGUGUCAAGAUGGCUUUGUGAGGGUCUUUCGUAUCGACACGCCAUUCUCCAAUGACGACGGCAAGACCUGGUCAGUGGCAGACGUCACGGGGAAUGGCAAGACAGACGACCACACUAUCGCCUCCAAAGGCAUCCACGCUCGGCGGCAGUCGCAAGCGCCAUCUGGUAUACGAGCCGAGAUAGACAAAUCUGGAACCCACGGCGAGAGGACCUCGGCAGGCCAGCCCGGUCAAGUCGAGCACACAGUCAUCGAGCUGUCAAAGCUUGACUGCCAUAGAUCUCCUGUCUGGAGGGUCGGCUUUGAUGACGACGGCCAAAUCUUGGGCAGUGUUGGAGACGAAGGGAAGCUCAUGUGCUACCGCCAGACUCCCAGUGGAUCGUGGGCGAAGAGCUCCGAGCUUGGCAUGAUGAAGACAAAGAUGACUGCCCCCGUAUGA
This is a messenger RNA of Anthostomella pinea, 1272 nucleotides long. The record is from the annotation of a GenBank genome assembly. Lineage: Eukaryota; Fungi; Ascomycota; Sordariomycetes; Xylariales; Xylariaceae.